This is a messenger RNA of Olea europaea var. sylvestris, 1685 nucleotides long. Its product is annotated as agmatine coumaroyltransferase-2-like. Gene Ontology annotation, molecular function: acyltransferase activity, transferring groups other than amino-acyl groups. The transcript has a single exon. The record is from RefSeq and is a predicted model, not a curated record. Bases 92 to 1462 code for a protein of 456 amino acids. Lineage: Eukaryota; Viridiplantae; Streptophyta; Magnoliopsida; Lamiales; Oleaceae.
AAGUAUAUAAACCCAAGCUAUACCUUUGUGAAUUAUAAUCAAAUCAUUUGCAUUUGCUAUCUUGCAACCCCACAAGCCCCACGUCCUAGCCAUGGAGGUGAAAAUAAUGAGUUCAAGAAUCGUUAAACCUUUGAAUGAAGGCAACCAUUCCCCGAUAACAAACAGCAUUUCCCUUUCAGUCUUUGAUAAGAUCACUUAUGACACACACAUUGCUAUAAUUUACGCCUAUCGUCCGCCAACCCCACCGAAUGGAGCCAUAGAAGUAGGGCUGCAGAAGGCGUUGGCCGUUUAUCGAGAAUGGGCCGGCAGGCUGGGCAUAGAUGACAAUGGUGAACCUGCCAUACUUCUCAACGAUGAGGGUGUUAAGUUCAUUGAGGCUUAUGUUGAUAGCACUCUUGAUCAAGAAUUACCCUUCAAAUCUUCGCCAUCUUUGCUUAGCUUUCACCCUAGCUGGAAACCUAAGGUUUGCCCUUGGGUUCUUGAAGACGGCCAUGAAGAGAAAGACUCCUCUGAAGGAGUUAUUGAGCUGGUUCAAGUUCAACUCACAAGGUUCAAAUGUGGCUCGUUAGUUGUGGGCUUCACCGCUCACCACUUUGUCGCUGAUGGGAAUUCCACUAGCAAUUUCUUGGUUGCAUGGGGCCAAGCUUGUCGAGGAGUCGAAAUUAGUCCACUCCCCUUUCAUGAUCGUACCAUUUUCACCCCUAGGAACCCUCCGGUCUUCGAGUUUGAACAUAAAGGAGUCGAAUUUAUAUGUAAGAACUUCUCGAAAGCCCAUAAUUUCAAUCACAACAGUAUUGUCGACAACAUUGUGCUGCACAAAGUUCAUUAUACAGUGGAAUUUCUUGCAAAACUCAAGGUCAAGGCUUCUUCAACGAAAGGAAACAACAAUAUUAAACCAUUUAGCACAUUUGAAAGUCUUCUUGCACAUCUUUGGAGAGCCAUAACCAAAUCGCGCCGCCUCAGUGAACUUGAAACCACCCAUGUAAGAAUCUCGGUCGACGGCCGCCACCGACUGAACCCUAAAGUUCCAAACGAAUACGUUGGAAACUUGGUUCUUUGGGCAUUUCCGACUACCAAAGUGAAAACCCUUUUAGAAGAACCGUUAUCCUAUGCAGCAAAACUCAUUCAUGAUGCAAUAAAAAAGGUAAACAACAACUAUUUCAGAUCAUUUAUAGAUUUUGCAAACUAUAAGGUUAAAGAUGAAAAUCUCAUGACUAGUGCAGACAUUAAUAAGGAUGUGUAUUGCCCUAAUGUCGAGGUGGACAGCUGGUUAAGGUUUCCAUUUUAUGACCUUGAUUUUGGAGGAGGGUGCCCUUAUAUUUUCAUGCCAUCUUAUUAUCAAGCAGAGGGGGUGAUGCUCUUCUUGCCCUCUUAUACAGGGGAUGGUAGCAUCGAAGUUUACAUACCCCUAUUUGAGGAUAAUUUAGCCACCUUCAAGCAAGUUUGCUAUAAUAUGGACUAAAAAAAUUCAUCAUUAAACUGAUGUUCACAAGUAUUUAUAUGUUUUAGUAUCCCUUAAUUUUUCAUAGAACAAGGAUGUGAGUGUUGUUAUGGCUACGUUAUAAUUAAUUAUUAUCUGUUGUUGUAUAUUUCAUUUGGGAAAUUAAUUUUAUUUUUUUGCAAGAAUUAUUGUAUUGGUUAAUGUUCCACUUCGCUUAUUAGUGAUGGAACAACUAAGUUUUGUU